Messenger RNA from Carassius carassius (crucian carp), 1392 nucleotides. RefSeq lists its product as uncharacterized. The record is from RefSeq and is a predicted model, not a curated record. The transcript has 2 exons. Lineage: Eukaryota; Metazoa; Chordata; Actinopteri; Cypriniformes; Cyprinidae. Bases 512 to 1372 code for a protein of 286 amino acids.
UGGAUGGUGUUACACGCCGACACGGCUUCGGGACAUAUUGUGCUGUUCGCGGUUGCAACAACUCGUGGCCAUUGCUGAAUGUUUGGUCGGAAGGAGAAUGUUUCGACCAUCAACCAUCUACAAGGCGCCAAUGUGGAUGUGCUCCCCCGUAUGCGUUGUAUGAGAAACCAAAAACAGAUGUUGAAUCUCGGAAGUGGCUAGCGGCUUUGAAGUUGAAGAAUCUGCCCAAAAGACUGUUUGUUUGUUCUUAUCACUUCAUUGAUAAAAAGCCCACAGAGGAAAACCCUUUCCCGGAACUUUGGUUGGGAUACGAGCGACCUCCCCAGCAAAAGAGACGUAAACUCGACAGAAACAUAAGUGACACGCAAUCGGAUGAAGUGUGCAUCGAGCCGAAGUUUAAAGAUGCUGCAACACAAUGGGAGGACCUAACAAAAACUGACCACAGCUACGCGGGAAGUUGGACCACGUGAACAAAUCAACGCAGACUGGGGGUCAGACUGUGGCUGAUGAUAUGCUCCUGGAUGAUGAUACCUCGCUGCUGUACACAGGACUGCGUCUGGUAUAUUUUUUUACUUUGGUGAAAACGAUGUUGCCAUUUAGUAAACCAUCAUGUAGUAUUCCUGUUGUUGACCAAAUACUGAUGACCCUCAUGAAACUGAAACUGAACCUUGUGUUAGGGGAUGUGGCAAAGCGCUUUAAAGUGUCUAAAGGUGAAGCAAGUAAGGUGAUUGCUCACUGGAUUGAUACAUUGGGUGAGCAGCUUGAACCCAUGGUUGCCUGGCUGCCAAGAAGUGUUAUACGUGCUAACAUGCCACCAUCCUUUAAAAAGAACCACCACCAGACCACUUGCAUCAUCGAUUGUGCUGAAACGGCUAUUCAGAGAGCAACAAACCUUAACUGUAGGAGUGCCACUUUCAGUCAUUACAAGGGAACCAAUACUGCCAAAUAUCUUGUUGCUGUGUCACCUCAUGGGCUGAUAAUGUUUAUAUCAGAGGCCUAUGCUGGUAAAAGCAGUGACAAGUUUAUCACUAUAAACAGUGGGUUUCUGGAGGCCCUAAGGCCUGGUGAUGAGGUAAUGGCUGACAGGGGUUUCACGAUUCAAGAUGUACUACAUGAAAGGAAGGUGAAAUUGAAUAUUCCUGCCUUUACCCACAAGCGUGGUCAAUUGACCAAUGAGGAGGUAACGUGCACUAGACGAGUGGCCAAUGUCCGUAUACAUGUGGAGAAGGCAAUCCGAAGACUUAAAGUCUUCAAAAUUCUGUCCCAAACUGUCCCCAUCUCCAUAACCCCGCGGUUGGACAAGAUUCUUACCAUAUGUGCUGCUUUAGCAAACAUGAGGUCCAGACUCAUCCGACUGCCACAUGAGGUUUAAGUCCCUAUGAAAAGUAAAAC